Messenger RNA from Coffea eugenioides, 1434 nucleotides. Its product is annotated as NDR1/HIN1-like protein 3. Gene Ontology annotation, biological process: defense response to other organism. Bases 421 to 1122 code for a protein of 233 amino acids. The transcript has a single exon. The record is from RefSeq and is a predicted model, not a curated record. Lineage: Eukaryota; Viridiplantae; Streptophyta; Magnoliopsida; Gentianales; Rubiaceae.
UUACUCUUCUCUUCUAAAUGUCCCUUCUCCUCAUCGAAUACAAAAACAUUACACUUGUUUGCCGCAGGCAGUCCCUCAAUCCCAAAAGCAACCGCGUGAACUCAACCCUAAAUAUCCCGGAACCUACAUCGCACGACCUUCUGUUUGUUGUAGCCGCGUCCAAAUUUCGUCUGCCUCAGUAAUCCCGCGGCCUGUCGCUUACCAAUUCCGCCAUUCCCACUGCUGCUGCUCACACAAAUUUGCAUAUACAUAUACAUAUAUAUAUAUCCUUCUACCCUACGAUCUUUUAUCUUCAUCCGUAAACCCCCCCCCCCCCACCUUUUCAUCACUUUUGACAUCUUUCCAAUAUAAUUGUGUUUCCUUCUCUCUCUCUCUCCCUCUGUCUUUCUCUCUCUCUGAAUAGUCUGAAUCAGCAAGAGCAUGCCUGAGCCACACUUGAACGGAGCCUAUUAUGGCCCAUCCAUUCCACCACCAAAGCACUACCACCGCCCCGGACGCGGCGGCGGCGGCAGUUGCAACCCCUUCAGCUGUUGCUGCGGCUGCCUCUGCAACUGCAUCCUCAGUUGCAUCUUCCAAAUCCUCUGCACCAUCGUCGUCGUCCUGGGCAUAAUCAUCCUGGUCCUGUGGCUGAUCUUCCGCCCCAACAAGGUCAAGUUCUAUGCAAACGACGCCGAGUUGACUCAGUUCGACCUGUCCAGCACCAACAACACCCUCUACUACAACCUGGCCCUCAACAUGACCGUCCGGAACCCCAACAAGAGGAUCGGGAUUUACUACGAUAGGAUCGAGGCCAGUGCAUUCUACCAAGGCCAGAGGCUUAAGAACGUGGAACUGGAUUCCUUCUACCAGCCUCACAAGAACACUAGCUCCUUGCACGCCGUGUUCCAGGGGCAGCAAUUGGUGACGCUGGGAAGCGACGAGGCUUCCAACUACAAGGACGAUAAGAAUUCCGGCUCGUAUAAUAUCGACGUGGAGCUGUAUAUGCGGAUAAGAUUGAAGUUCGGUUGGGUGAAGUCUCCGAAGUUUAAGCCCAAGAUCAAGUGCGAUUUGGAGAUUCCUUUGAACUCCAAUGGCACAGCGUCCGGGACAUUCGAGUCCAAACGCUGCGGUCUUGAUUGGUAGCCUUCUUCGCCCGGUGCUUGAUUGAUUCAUGGCCUACACACGUGCUUCUUUUUUCCACCCACGCCACCCCCGCUUCUUAGGGUCACAGUAGUAGUAUUACUCUAUUCUUUUUUGUCAUUAUUAUACUUAGAAUUUGAUCCGCUGCGAUUCCUUUUUCCCCAGCGUUGUUCGUAUUCAUCUUCUACUGCAUAUUUUUUGUGUUUUUUUCCCCGUGUUGUUUCGGAGUAGUAUAUGAUGUGUGAUCAUCGGCAGUCACACUACUGUUUCAUGUUGGUGUAAAUAAAUAACGAGAAUUUUUUUUUUCGUUAGUAA